This is a messenger RNA of Zea mays, 468 nucleotides long. Its product is annotated as protein MATERNALLY EXPRESSED GENE 1-like. The record is from RefSeq and is a predicted model, not a curated record. Bases 80 to 349 code for a protein of 89 amino acids. Lineage: Eukaryota; Viridiplantae; Streptophyta; Magnoliopsida; Poales; Poaceae. The transcript has 2 exons.
UUUGCACAUACCGCGCACCACAUACGUAUAGAAAUCGUCUGGAACCGCGAGGAAUUUCUUCAAAUUUUCUUCUGACGAUAUGGAGAAGCACACAAAGCGCGUGGACGCACUAGUGCUUUUCUCGUUACUGCUCCUCGGAUCCUGUGCGCAGGGUCUUCAGGAUGAGGUGGGCGCUCCUCCUGCUCUAUCAGCUGAAGAAGGGGUCAUGGAGACGAGAGCAGAAUGUAGACAGGUGUUGCUUCCGUGCAAGGACAACAAGUGCUACUGCUGUAUCGGGGGCGGAACUCGUCAGUGUUACGCUACACUAGCUGAGUGUAGACAUGCAUGCCUGCCCCUAAACACGAAUUAGUACUAAGUUCGCUGUUGUUGGUACAAUAAUGUAACGGUGGGCAGUAUUUUCGAAAAUGGCUUAGAAGGGAAUUGAUCGGACAUGGUAUAAAUAAAUCACAAAAGAAAAUUAGAAAGAUA